UUGAAGUGAAAGGUCCACACAGCAACACAAAGUGCAUGAGAAAUGUUUUAGAUUCCUCACCACCACCGUUCAACACACUUUUUCUUUUUUUUAAGGUUUGAUGAAGGAAAGCACACUGGACAACAAGGCUCGCACCCAGCUCUGGUAUUUCCCAGUGUAUGCAAAACAUUGAUGAAUCUGGUGCAUCCGGAGGACACCGGCCACUGAACAAAAUGAACAGCUCUUCUGCCUCGUCUCUGCAGCCCGAAGUCUCACUCAAUACCACUCCUAGUCACAGUUCUGUGUUUUUACUCUCAGCCACAUCUACUCAAACUUCCACUCCAAACCCAACUGAGUGUUCCUUUGACGACGCAGUCCUUCGUCUGCUACUACCUCUUAUAUAUUCACUGUGUUUCCUCCUUGGCCUAGUCGGUAACCUAUUUGCUUUGUGGGUCUUCAUUUUUAUUCACACCAGGCGAAACUCGGUACGUGUGUUUCUCAUCAACUGCGCAGUGGCAGACCUUGUCUUCCUAGCUUGUCUACCCUUCCGGAUCUUCUACCACAUUAAUGGAAACCAAUGGCCCCUGGGACAUACAGCCUGCAAGCUUGUAGGGAAUCUAUUCUACAUGAACAUGUAUAUUAGCAUCAUCCUACUUGGGCUUAUAAGCCUGGACCGCUACUUGAGGUUGCAGAAGAAGGGCAGAGUGAGUAGAGACCAGAGGAUGAGACUCAUGGACUGUAGAUGGCCGUGGAGUAAGUUGGCAUGCGGGGCACUUUGGGCCGUGUCAAUAGUGGCAUCGGUUUCAAUGAUUGCUACAGCGGAAGACAAAGAAGACAAAGACAAAUGCUUCCAAUUCAAGAAACGGCGUCAAGCCAGUGGGAAAGCACACUUCAAUUACAUGCUGGUGGCUUUGUUCUGGCUUGUCUUCCUCAUGCUCAUAGUGUCCUACGCAAAAAUUGCUUAUCAAUUGAUAAAGGUGUCGCAGGACAAGCCAGAACUUCCUAAUGCACAACGAUACAAACGUACUGCCAAGAAAUCCUUCUUUAUCCUCUUCCUGUUCACUCUAUGCUUCGCUCCUUACCAUACUUUUCGGCCCUUCUACAUUCAAUCCCAGCUGGAUUCGACAGUCUCUUGUGACACGUUGCAACUGGUAGACAACAUCAACGAGGUCAUGCUGUUAUUCUCAGCUUUCAACAGCUGUUUGGAUCCUGUUAUGUACUUUCUUUUGUCUGGCUCAGUGCGCAAAACUGCCUUCCGUACUCUUGAACACCAACUUGGCAACCGAAUGUCCAAUCUAAAUGAAGUCACGUCCAACAGCUCAACAACAGAGAGCCGAAGGCCUUCAAUACUUAUGCCUUUACCAAGUGUGGACUGCGGUCCUCGAAGGGUAGACUUAAUUUCUAAAAGUGGUUCACGGUAAAUAUUUAUUAUACAUGACGAAUAAACGUGUCCUUGUUGGGCUUCUACGAACACCAUCAAUGUGUAGUGGUCAUGUGUCUGCUGUGUAGCU
Molecule: messenger RNA, 1490 nt
Organism: Entelurus aequoreus (snake pipefish)
Lineage: Eukaryota; Metazoa; Chordata; Actinopteri; Syngnathiformes; Syngnathidae
Product: probable G-protein coupled receptor 34
Exons: 2
Coding region: 159-1400 (413 amino acids)
Biological process (GO): G protein-coupled receptor signaling pathway
Cellular component (GO): membrane
Molecular function (GO): G protein-coupled purinergic nucleotide receptor activity
Source: RefSeq, a predicted model, not a curated record